AAAGUCUCCUCGACCUCCUCGGGUUCGGAUGCAACAAAUUCUGGCCCCGAGAGCUCGGAAAUAUCUGUGAUAAGUCCCUUGCUAAAGGUGCGCAAGGCCUUGGACGUCGCCAUCUCGGAAGUAGACAGGGUACUGGGUGCCUGCGCCGCUGAUCACGACCCGGAUGAUGAUGAUGAUUUGGAGGCGGAAGAAUUGGAGCAGUGCCGUUUGGCAAGCCAAAAGUUUGUCGAAGAAGAGCUUGAACGUCGUUUCUGUCGCCUCAGAGCCCUCCUCGGUCUGGAGCCUGUUGGUGUGAACUCUGCGCUUGCCAAGAUGCUUAUUGCAAACAUGGCUGAACGCAUGUCUUCCCAAAUUCGCCUGGCUGUAUCCGACUCCCUACCCGAGAGUAAAGAUCUGGCUCGUCUUAUUUCGGAACUUAUAAGCUCAGAGAUACAGCCUGACUCAAUGACUGUUUCCGCCGCGGAUCCCCCUCUUAGCUGUCUUCGGUGA
This is a messenger RNA of Dibothriocephalus latus, 489 nucleotides long. The record is from the annotation of a GenBank genome assembly. NCBI's taxonomy places the organism in Eukaryota, Metazoa, Platyhelminthes, Cestoda, Diphyllobothriidea, Diphyllobothriidae.